Messenger RNA from Dendronephthya gigantea, 1917 nucleotides. RefSeq names its product ankyrin repeat domain-containing protein 60-like. NCBI's taxonomy places the organism in Eukaryota, Metazoa, Cnidaria, Anthozoa, Malacalcyonacea, Nephtheidae. Gene Ontology annotation, molecular function: protein binding. The transcript is spliced from 3 exons. The record is from RefSeq and is a predicted model, not a curated record. The coding region runs from base 243 to 1472 and encodes 409 amino acids.
AAUGAAAAAGAAUACAUGAUUUAGGUCUCCAUACGUGUUGAAUGUGUCGUGACUCGUGAAUACAUUAUUUAGGUCUCCAUACGUGGGUCGCAUACGUGUUGCCUAGCAACGUAAAAUCAAAAUAAACAAGUCCAACCAACAAGAAUGGAAGACAUUUCAAUUUGUUCUAAUUGGCAAUGUUUAGGUUCUAGACAGACAAAUUCACGUUCUAAAUAGGUUAUAUAAACCUCUUUCUUUCAAACAUGGCUAAAAUUAAGAAGAAAGGCAACGGAACAAAUAAGAGUACUGUGUUCGAUAUCUAUUUAAACAUCGAGGUUACUCGGGAACGGUUUACGAUUCACAAAGUUACAGGUGACACACAAAUCAAGGACCUAAAAACCCAUGUGGAACUUGUUGCUGGGAUUCCGUACACGCUACAAAGACUACACUAUCUCGAUAAAACCGACAUGGUCGACAUGUCUGAUUUGAAACAUAAUGAUAUAGUUUCUGGCGCGACUAUAGAUCUAAAACUAUGGAAGAUGUGGGAGAAUGUAGUCAGCGUUAUUGUGAGAGGGCGACUACCAGAGAUCCUGGCCCUAGGACUAACGUUAGACAAAUCUUGGGAGAAAUUAGAUAAGGCAUUUUACAAGCAUAAAGUCGAAACAGCCAAGGAGAAAUUACAAGUGGCAUUGCUCUUAGCUGCACAUCGAAACAACACAGAAUUAUUGAAGGCUUUGCUAGACCUUGGUGCUGACAUAAAUUAUAAAACCUCUAUGGGUAGGACAGCUUUGCAUAUGGCUGCCUCACAAGGAAAUUCCGAGUGCAUAGAUAUGAUGUUGGAGAGGGGAGCCUGUAUCGAGGUGUUUGAUGCCGAAGGGAAGACCCCAGUUGACACUGCAAAUUCUUGGGGUAAAAAAGACAGCGAACGGCAUCUCUUUUUGUACCAAUGGCAAACAAGGGCAGCAAAAGUCAAUCCAAAGAAGGAUCUGCCACUGAUGAUGCACCAACGAUUCGAUUCAACAUUACCAACAUGGUUAAAGGGGGGGUAUGGGCAAAUCUAUCAUGCAAGUACAUUACCUGCCGGGGAGUUCUCUGGAACGAAGCUGAGCUCACCCCCCAGGAAACCAACAAGAGGGAAAAGUUCAUACACUGAGAAUGGAAGACAGAAUAAGGCAAACAGUGUUCAAGGUCACACACUUUUUGGGACACCAGAGGAUGAUACAGAUCAUGAUCAUCAAGAAGGACAAGAUGCUUUCCAUGAAAGUAAAAAAAUUGUUCGUGAAAACAGCAUCUUUUCCACUGACACAACAAUAACAAGAUUACCACAACAUGGAAAUCAAACCAGUUUAUAUGGCAACGAUGGGUCUCGUUACUGCAAAGGUGGCUAUUAUAUCAAUUCUAUGAUACGAGCGGCUAACAGUCCUGCAAGGAAGUCUGUUUAUUCGGCUGCUAGCUCUGGGAAUAUGUCCGUAAAAACCCGAAGAAAAAGGUAGCGUGGGGUGCAACCUUUAGUCAAAAAUUCUGCAGCAAAAAACCCAACGGAUGUCAACAGACGUUCAAGGCAACAGCGUCGCCAAAUUCCCUCUGGAAUCACCCAUUAUCGGCAAAAUUUUGUUCGCACCAGCACUGUCAGAUCUUACUGUAGUCGGUGACCUCCCUCAGUCAAAAUGUGACAUACCAACCCCUCACCCCCAUACACUGUCUAAACCUCUCGUUUGACUAAGUGACAGAAACUAAAAGCCACCAUCAACUAUAAUACCAGGUUGUCGCGUCCAGUUUCUUUGGUACACUAUGAUUAUCCUAUUGUUAAUGUUGAUACUCCGAGUUUUGCGGAUAAAAUUGAGACCAUCCCUAGGCUCAGGAGGGCUCAGGAGACAUUGUGACACCGAUUCACUUUUACUUUAUAAAAGGCGUUAUGUUUAGCGUUCUAACGUCUUC